Molecule: messenger RNA, 1341 nt
Organism: Aspergillus terreus NIH2624
Lineage: Eukaryota; Fungi; Ascomycota; Eurotiomycetes; Eurotiales; Aspergillaceae
Product: eukaryotic translation initiation factor 3 subunit E
Exons: 2
Coding region: 1-1341 (446 amino acids)
Biological process (GO): translational initiation
Cellular component (GO): eukaryotic translation initiation factor 3 complex; nucleus; cytoplasm
Molecular function (GO): translation initiation factor activity
Source: RefSeq, a predicted model, not a curated record
AUGGCAGCCAACGUCCCCCCGUCCGCUGAGACUUUACUCAGCGGUGCCGCCGCUCACCCGCCGAAAACCGCUGAAGAGAUCGCCAACCAAUAUGACCUCCUGCCCAAGUUGAUCCCCUAUCUCGACCGCCAUCUGGUUUUCCCGCUGCUCGAAUUCAGCUCCGGCCAGGAUGAUGAUAAGGAGGUUGUCCGUGCGAAGUAUGAGCUGCUCAAGCAUACCAACAUGACCGACUAUGUCGCCAAUUUGUGGAAGGAAAUUAACAACUCCGACACCAUCCCCGACGAGUUCGUGAAGAAGAGAGAGGAGGUCCUCGCCAAGCUGGAAAACUAUCAGGAGGAGAGCUCGAAGAUUACCGAGUUGCUGCAGGAUGAGGCUGUUGUGGGUAACUUGCGGAGCGACAAGGUUGCCAACUUGAGAUUCCUCGAGGAGCAGCACGGCGUCACCCUGGACAUGGUCAACAGCCUCUACGACUACGGUCGGUUCCAGUACAGCUGCGGUAGCUACGGCACCGCCGCCGAACUGCUCUAUCAGUUCCGUGUUCUGUCCACCGACAACGACAAGGUCGCCUCCGCCACAUGGGGUAAACUCGCCUCGGAGAUUUUGACCACCAGCUGGGAGGGUGCCAUGGAGGAAGUCCAGAAGGUCAAGGAAUCGAUCGAAACCCGGCUAUUCAACAACCCUCUGGGUCAGCUCGAGAACCGCUCCUGGUUGAUCCACUGGUCUCUCUUCCCCUUCUUCAACUACGACCCCGCCCGCGACGUCCUGACCGACCUCUUCUUCUCCCCCGCCUACAUCAACACCAUCCAGACCAACUGCCCCUGGAUUCUCCGGUACCUCGCUGCCGCCGUGAUUACCAACCGCAACCGUGCCCACAAGAACAGCAGCGCCUAUCAGAAGCAGUUGAAGGACCUGAUCCGGGUGGUCCGCCAGGAGGGCUACGAGUACUCGGACCCCAUCACCGACUUCGUCAAGGCGCUCUACAUCGACUUCGACUUUGAGGAGGCCCAGAAGAAGCUGGGUGAGGCUGAGGAUGUGCUGCGCAGCGACUUCUUCCUGGUUUCGGCCGCCGACGCCUUUGUUGAAGCUGCCCGCCAUCUGAUCUCUGAGAGCUACUGCAAGAUCCACCAGCGGAUUGACAUUAAGGACCUCUCUACCCGCCUUGGACUGAACCAGGACGAGGGUGAGAAGUGGAUUGUGAACCUGAUCCGUGACACCCGGGUCGAUGCUAAGAUUGACUACAAGGAGGGCACGGUCAUCAUGAACCACCCUCCCCAGUCGGUGUAUCAGCAAGUCAUUGAGAAGACCAAGGGCGCAUUCUUCCGGACGCAAGUCCUGAGGUGA